ACUUCUUUGCAGUCCGCGUAGUGUGCGAUUGGCCGCGCGAGAGUCAACAGCGAGCGCCGCGAAUCUCGAAAGAACACACGGUGAAGAGGAAGAAGAAUAAGAAGGGCAUCUGAUCAGAGUGACCCGAACUGGUCUCCGAAAUGGAUUAAAACUUCUGCCAGUGCGAUCGCCUCACAUCUCGGCCGCGGACUAGAUGCGCGUUUGGCGGACUGCGAAGUGGCCAGGCAGCCACUUACUCAUACAAGAGUAAUAUGAACUCGAACACAAUGAGAGGACCAGAGGCGAGCGAGAGGUGAAUUACCUCUUCUCCGCGAACAUAUCCAUCUCACUGCACAUCCGCCAACUGUCUCACGCCAACACGCCAAAACAACUCGCACAGCAUGCUGUGUCGCGUGCGAAUGUUCUACUCGCUGAUGCUUGGGCUGACCGGCUUCUCGCUGAUGCUGUGCUCCUUUUUCUACGCGUCUCCUGCCUCAGUAAAUUUUGAGGUGAUAGGACCCAACCAAACGCUUCCAGAGGUGCUACCCAGCUCCCUUCAACAAAUACAGAGCCAACCGUCCGCAGAAACAGAGGCCAUCAGCCAGAGUGCAAGGAAGGAGGAACCGUCCGAGCUGGUCCCGGACGCCAAGCUCAAUCAGCUAGAGUCCAUCUCCAUUCCUGAAUCGGCCAUUCCUGAAUCUCCAGAUGAGGCAAAGACUGCGCCAAUACAGCAGCCACAGGAAGAGGUAGCGCCACCUGUGGUAAUUGUGGCCGCCACUAAUAUCACCAGUAAAGCCACAACAGAGGAGCUUGAAGCCAAAAGUGAACCUGUGGCAGUCGCAGGAGCAGCUUCGCCAGAGUCGGCGCCAUCAGCAGCCACUGUGGCAGCCAUCAAACCUGCCAAGGAAUCUGUCAUCCAGAAAAUUGCUCCCCUAGCAGCUGUCGCAGCUCCCUCAGGACUGUCUGGAGUGCCCAGCAGUGUGGUGGCCACAAAGGACUUGUAUGAAUCAGGUCAUGACAUUCCCAAUGCAGAGUUGUGCCCAGAGUUCGGCGCUGGCCUUAAACUGCUCAUCCUCAUCACGUCUGCGCCCACACAUGCCGACGCCCGCAAAGCCAUCAGGCUGACCUGGGGAACUUAUGGUCAUCGAAAGGACAUGGCGGUCGGGUUCCUAGUGGGCGGCGUGUCAGACGAAAAGGUGCGCAGCGCCCUGUACUCCGAGUCGGAGCUCUACGGCGACAUCAUCCAGUCGCACUUCUUUGACUCUUACGACAACCUGACCCUGAAGACAGUCUCGGCCCUUGAGUGGAUCGACACCUACUGCUACCAGGCCAGGUUCAUCCUCAAGACUGACGACGACAUGUUCAUCAACGUGCCAAGACUGCUUCAGUUUGUGGACAAGCACGCCAAUGAUAAGCGCAGCAUUUAUGGCCGCUUGGCCAAAAAAUGGAAGCCGAUCAGGAACAAAAAGAGCAAGUAUUACGUGUCCAAGGAGCAGUACAAGCAGGUGCUCUUCCCAGACUUCACCACUGGUCCUGCCUACCUGAUGACCAGCGACGUGGUGCACGACCUGUACAUGGGUGCGCUGAACCUGACCUACCUGAAGCUGGAGGACGUGUACACAACAGGCAUUGUGGCGCAGCAGCUCAAAAUCAAGCGGCUGCAUGCGUCCGAGUUCCUCAACAAAAGGAUUACCUGGCACGCCUGUCACGUGAUCAAGGGCAUCAGUUUCCACAUGGUCAAGUUCCAUGAGCAGUUUGACCUUUGGAAGAAGCUGCAGGACGGCAAGACCAAGUGCAAGUGAUGAGCCCCUCAUGUGAUAUUACACUUCCACUCUUUCACGUAGUCCCUUCGAUCAACGCUCAUGUAUUUCUCGCCGACAGAGUUAGGCUGGUGUUUUUUUUCUGAUGACAUACAAAGUAAUGAUUUUUUUUGUUUAAACUCGCUCUGAAAAUUCUCAUUAAAAAUUAGGUGAGCAUGAAUGGUACUUGACGUGCACUAGGUGUAGAAUUUUUAGAGGCAGCUCCGAUUUUAAUAUAUAAUAUGAGGCCUCUGUUUUAACAAGUUUUGCAAUAGACGGACCAAUCUCUUUUUAAAUUUUAUUUUUCCAGGAAAGGGGAACAAUUGUAUAAUUUUUUAACUCUCACUGGGACAGUCAAUGUGGCCUUGCAGAAUCCUUAAAGAUGCAAAGACUUGAUAUUCAAUGACAAAUAUGAACACCAAGGGUUUGUUUGAGGGUUACAUUUGUGAUGCCACAUUAGAAACAUUUUAACUUGUCACAUUUUAACAAACUUCGACAUCACAAAAUAGGGUACUUGCUAUCCUGUAUUUAACUUAUUCUCAUUAAAUAAUUCAAAUGACUAUAUUAUUGAGGUACUUUUUACAUCUCCACUCAAUUUUGAGUUGAAACAUGCAAGUAGCAGAGCAGCUGGUGCUGUCGUCCCAUUUUCCAUUGUGAAAAUUGCGUUUUUAUUUUUAAAUAUAUUAAUAUGUAAAAUUGAUCACUUAUUUGAAAGGUGUCUGGAUGCUAAAGAAAAAAUGAUUUUACUUUGAGAGGUAUAAUAAAAAUAAUGCUACGCAACUACUUUCUUUCGAAACUUUAAUAUUUUUAUACACAUAUGCGAAGUGAACAAUAAAAUCUGUAUUGUGAUUACUUGUUAAACGCGUACAUUAUAUACAUUUAGUACAUGCUGUGGUAUAUGUGAAACGUAUUGUGGCGUAUAAGGAUAUGUAAUUUAUUUUUGUACUUUUGCUCACAACUUUUGUACUGUUUCAAUGAAAAAGUGGCAUAUUAAAAUGUAAUUUUAUGGUUAUAAUUUUUACUAUGUAAGGAACAAUAAUAAUGUGCUCUCUCUAUCACGCGCAAUAAAGACAGAGGUUUUUUUGAAGAAGUGAA
Molecule: messenger RNA, 2873 nt
Organism: Neocloeon triangulifer
Lineage: Eukaryota; Metazoa; Arthropoda; Insecta; Ephemeroptera; Baetidae
Product: beta-1,3-galactosyltransferase 5
Exons: 7
Coding region: 381-1781 (466 amino acids)
Cellular component (GO): membrane
Molecular function (GO): hexosyltransferase activity
Source: RefSeq, a predicted model, not a curated record